Saccostrea cuccullata (small rock oyster) is the source of this 931-nucleotide messenger RNA. RefSeq lists its product as uncharacterized. The transcript has 3 exons. Lineage: Eukaryota; Metazoa; Mollusca; Bivalvia; Ostreida; Ostreidae. Bases 82 to 702 code for a protein of 206 amino acids. The record is from RefSeq and is a predicted model, not a curated record.
CACAUCUGCUCCUAACUUUAGUUUUUCUUGCACUUUUAUUGAUACCGUUUUCUCAGGUCGAUAUAGAGAAAAAGUACAGUUAUGGCUAACCUGUUGACGGCGAUAUGUGUGGCUUUCUUGGGGUUUGUUGUGUAUUCGUUAUUCGAUCACAGUAACCAACUGAAACGAAAUACCGAGGAGAUAAGUAGACUCCGCAAGGAAAACCAUAAUCUCCAAAUACACGAAUACAUCCUGAACGAUCUCAAGAGCCAGGUUCAGGGUUUGAGGGAGGAAAAUGGACACUUUAGAAAAGAGAUUGAUCGUCUGAAUCAUCAACGAGAGCUAACGAAAGACCGGCUAGAAGCUCUGAAAGACGAAGUUAGGAAACGUGAUGAGGCUUUGAAAGAAUUCGACAAGGGUGUGAACAUCAUGCAUGAGGAAUUGAAGAAUACUGUCAAGGAGUUGGAUAAACUGGUAAAUCACGUGACAAACAUGGACAAAAUGAUGGAAAAGCUGGAUCAUAAAUACGUCAGUGCCAUGAACGAGCUAAACGACAUAAAAGGAAAGUUGAACCAGGACAGAAACCAUUACCACAAACAUGAACACGAGUAUUCUAGCGGCGGAACCAUUCUCGGCGCCAUUCGUUACACCAUCAACGUCAUCGCUAACAAACUACUUGGUUUUGCCCUUGGAGGAAUCUCAUCAGUACUUUUACUGAAUUGAAACUUAUUUGAAUUCCAUAUAUCAAGUUCUAAUUACUUUUUUCUAUUUCUUUAUAUAUUGUAUAUUUAUAAUUUUUAAUUCAUAAUGUGUGCCACAUUUAAAAUACAGAUGUUUUCAUAUCAUUUGUACUGUAUGUAAAGUAAAGAUCUGUCUGUUUGUCUUUCAACCUGUCGGUCGAUCAUCGAUCGAUUGAGAAGACCUGUGCUUAUUAAUAAAUUAUCUAAAAGUA